AUGAACCCGAAGCGCGCAGGGUGGAAGCGCGCCAGCCAGGGCGACUCGCUCGUGCGAGCGCUUCUCGCGUCGUUCGCCUUCUUCCUCUUCGCAGCGUUCGUUUGCAUGAUUCUCAUCCUCGUUACAGGCGCAUCCGUUACCAUCUUCGCCGUUCCACCCGGCACAGUUGCGAAGAAACCGGCGGAAGCGCAAGGCGGAGGCUCCGCGGGAGGCGCAGGCGCAGCGGCGGGGGAGGCGGGCGGAGCAGGAAGCGGAAAGGAAAACGUUCCGUUUCUGUCGGACUUCGAUUUAUCGAAGCCAAUCGUCGGAGGGCCUGAGAGGAAGAAGCAGACGAUCGACGAGGCGGAUUUCACCCAUGGCGAGGCUGUUUAUCAGAUGCACCUGGCGCAGCGCAACGAAAUGAUGGGCGGAAGCAGGCCCAAGCCGCCCUUCCGCGGAUGGAAUGCGGGGAAGGUGAAGGAGGUGUUUCUUUCGCCCAUGUAUCCCUGUAGGCGCCAGCAGAAGCUAGCCAGGAAGGGCGAGGCCGCUUGGUGGAUUUGUAACGUCGUGAAGAUUCGCCGCAAUCCACAUCCCAUUAUCUACAGCAUCGGUGCAGUGAACUUAGACUUUGAAGACGCAGCAGCGAGAAAGUUCAAGGCAACUUCCUUCAUCAUCAACCCAUUCCUGGAGGCUCGGACCAAGGCACAGAUCGCCAGGCGGGCGCACCUGCGCCACGUCAGCGUGGGCGUCGGCGCGGCCAAUCAGAUCGAAGCGCUGCGCAAGGCGGCGCCAACUAAGGAGUUUCUGACUCUGCCAACGAUAAUGAAGGAGCUCAACCACACGCAUAUCGACAUCAUGAAGAUCGACUGUGAGCGCUGUGAGGAGGCAGUGAUCCCGGACCUGCUGCAAUUCUUCGGCCGCCAGCAAGCCCCUGCGAGCCAAGUAAUCCUCGAGAUCCACCAGACACACCAUGUGGGUAGGACCACAGAUGUCAUGUUUGCUUUGGAGGACCUUGGGUACCGCCUGUUCCAGGCAGAACCUGCCAGCAGUUGUAACACGUGUUACCACCUCUCGUUCGUGCACGAGAGUUUCGUGAACCCACAGGUUCCGUAUCCACCCGUGCAGCAGCUGCCAGCUUAG
Molecule: messenger RNA, 1119 nt
Organism: Closterium sp. NIES-65
Lineage: Eukaryota; Viridiplantae; Streptophyta; Zygnematophyceae; Desmidiales; Closteriaceae
Source: the annotation of a GenBank genome assembly